Molecule: messenger RNA, 1233 nt
Organism: Pseudomyrmex gracilis
Lineage: Eukaryota; Metazoa; Arthropoda; Insecta; Hymenoptera; Formicidae
Product: ankyrin repeat domain-containing protein 13D-like
Exons: 2
Coding region: 54-323 (89 amino acids)
Source: RefSeq, a predicted model, not a curated record
AUAUAUGGGAAGCAUUAAGAGCACAAAAGCCAUCUAGACCAGCUACACCUAAUAUGACAACUGAGGAAGAAAAUCAACUUCAGAGGGCGAUUCAGGCUAGCUUAGUGUUAUACCAAGAGAGUACAACAGGAUCUAUUGGAGAUACUACAAAUUCAGCAAAUAUAAGUGAAAACGAAGACAGCGAUUCUCUUGAAGGUACGGCAGAACAAUUAAGACUAGCGUUGAAACUUUCCGAACAACAACAAAUAGAAGAGGAGCAACGACGAUUGGUGGAAGAAGAAACAUUUCGUCAAGUAUUGGAGUUAUCUUUGACUGACAAGUAAAUUUUUAACAGUGUGCAACAGUGAUAAAAAAAGAAAGACACAAAGAUGUAUUAUAGCACAAUGUAUGUAUCGUUACGGACCCAGUUUGUGAUCAGUAUCCAAUUGUUGAUCAGUCGUUAAAAAAGUAUUACAGUAUUAAGAUGUUGGUCAUAAAAAGUAGUUCGAAAAAUUUUUUGAGAUAUGAAUUAAUUUUUCCAACAUUUAUAUCUUUUUUUGACUAAUGUUUAUGACUAAAAGUUUACUAUAAUACUUUUUUAGCUAAUUGAUCAAAAAUUGAGUACUGAUCAAAAACAGGGUCCGUGACAAUAUAUGUAUAUACAGUGUCCUAUUUGAAGCAGAACUAUGAUCUCAAGAAUCUAUUAGAUCACAAAAUGUUUCAGACAAAAGUUGUACGGAUUUGACUAGGAAAAUGAUGAUUUAAAAAAACUUUUUAGGCUCUCUAAAUUCUAAUAAGAAAAUUACAGAAUAAAGUCAUACGAACCGCUUUUUUAGAAUGUUAUGCAGAAAUAUAUAGUAUAUAUAUGUAUACACAUAUGUAUAUAUGUAUUUACGUGUAAAUUAUUACACGUGAAAUUUUGAAUUAAAAAUACAAUUCUUAAAUUCAUAUAAGAUGCUAUUUUUGCAUCACAUAUAUGAUAGACCCCGAACACCCCCGUAACUAAUUUUUAAAAUAUUGCAACAAAAACUCAGCCAGGAAUCGAACCUGGAAUCUCUGGCUUUCCGGGCCGUCGCCUUCCCUGUUAGGCCACCGAGGCACUUGGAGCUCGUCUUGCUAUACUUAAUACAUGUAUCAAAGAUAGUUUUUGAUAAUAAUAAACGCAUUUUUAUAAGACCGGCGUGAUUUAAAGAAACUUUUCAGGCUCUCUAAAUUCUAAUAAGAAAAAAUUACAGAAUAAAGUCAUACGAGUCG